Messenger RNA from Pipistrellus nathusii (Nathusius's pipistrelle), 1107 nucleotides. Lineage: Eukaryota; Metazoa; Chordata; Mammalia; Chiroptera; Vespertilionidae. The record is from the annotation of a GenBank genome assembly.
AUGCUGAAGCGCUGCGGCCGCCGCCUGCUGCUGGCGCUGGCGGGGGCGCUGCUCGCCUGCCUGCUGGUGCUCACGGCCGACCCGCCGCCGCCGCCGCCCGCCGAGCGCGGCCGCCGCGCGCUGCGCAGCCUGGCGGGCCCCGCGGGGGCGGCGCGGGCGCCGGGGCCGGGCGAGGGCAGCCUGGCCGAGGUGCGGAGCCUGUCCGAGUACUUCGGCCGGCUCACCCGCGCGCGCAGGGACGCGGGCCCGCCGCCCGGGGGCGCCGCCCGCCCCCCGCGGCCCCCGGCCGAGCGGCUGGCGCCCCGCGACGUCUUCAUCGCCGUGAAGACCACCCGGAAGUUCCACCGCGCGCGCCUCGACCUGCUGCUGGACACCUGGGUCUCCCGCCACCCGGACAUGACGUUCAUCUUCACCGACGGGGAGGACGAGGCCCUGGCCCAGCGCGUGGGCACCGUCAUCAACACCAACUGCUCGGCCGCCCACAGCCGCCAGGCCCUGUCCUGCAAGAUGGCGGUGGAGUACGACCAUUUCAUCGCGUCCGGGAGGAAGUGGUUCUGCCACGUGGACGAUGACAACUACGUGAACGUGGGGGCGCUGCUGGGCCUGCUGGCCGGCUUCCCGCACACCCAGGACGUGUACAUUGGCAAGCCCAGCCUGGACCGGCCCAUCCAGGCCACCGAGAGGCUCAGCGACAACACGAUGCGCCCCGUCCACUUCUGGUUUGCUACGGGCGGCGCCGGCUUCUGCAUCAGCCGAGGGCUGGCCCUGAAGAUGAGCCCGUGGGCCAGCGGCGGCCGCUUUGUGAGCACGGCGGAGCGCAUCCGGCUGCCGGACGACUGCGCGGUGGGCUACAUCGCGGAGACGCUGCUGGGCGUGCGGCUCACCCGCAGCAGCCUCUUCCACUCGCACCUGGAGAGCCUGCAGCAGGUGCCGGCCGCCCGGCUGCACGAGCAGGUCACCCUGAGCUACGGGACCUUCGAGAACAAGCGGAACACCGUCCACAUUAAGGGGCCCUUCUCGGUGGAGGCCGACCCUUCCAGGUUCCGCUCCAUCCACUGCCGCCUGUACCCCGACACGCCCUGGUGCCCCCACACUGCUGGAUUCUAG